AUGGCCACCAAAGCCACCAAAGCCACCAAGCCUGCCAACGGCUCCAACGGUGUCGAUGGCGCUCACUCCUAUCACGCUGCCACCACUCAGGAUGCCAUCGGUGCUGAGAAGGAGUAUGCCGCUCACAACUAUCAUCCCCUCCCCGUCGUCUUCGCCCGUGCUCAGGGCACCACGGUCUGGGACCCCGAGGGUCGGGAGUACCUGGAUUUCCUGUCCGCAUACUCUGCCGUCAACCAGGGUCACUGCCACCCCAAGCUGGUAGCUGCUCUGGUGGAACAGGCCUCUCGGCUGACCCUCAGCUCUCGUGCCUUUUAUAAUGACGUCUUCCCUCGCUUCGCGGAAUUUGUUACCAAGUACUUCGGGUUCGAUAUGGUCCUGCCCAUGAACACAGGUGCGGAAGCCGUUGAGACUGGUAUCAAGAUCGCUCGGAAGUGGGGUUAUAAGGUGAAGGGGAUUCCGGAGAACCAGGCGCUCGUCCUGAGUGCGGAGAACAACUUCCACGGACGCACGUUCGCCGCUAUCUCGUUGUCAUCUGACCCCGAGUCGCGCGAAAACUAUGGCCCCUAUCUCCCCGGUAUCGGAUGCACCAUUCCCGGAACGGACAAGCCUAUUGCCUACAACGACAAGGCGGCUCUGCGGGAGGCCUUCGAGAAGGCGGGCCCCAACUUGGCCGCUUUCCUGGUGGAGCCCAUUCAGGGCGAGGCGGGUAUCGUGGUUCCCGACGAAGAUUACCUGCAGGAGGCCAGAGCCCUCUGCGACAAGCACAAUGUCCUCUUGAUUUGCGAUGAAAUCCAGACUGGCAUUGCCCGUACUGGUAAGCUGCUCUGCCACGAGUGGAGUGGAAUCAAGCCCGACAUGAUCCUGUUGGGCAAGGCCAUCUCGGGUGGCAUGUACCCCGUGUCUGCCGUGCUGGGCCGCAAGGAUGUCAUGCUCACCAUCGAACCCGGCACGCACGGAUCCACAUACGGCGGUAACCCUCUGGCCUGUGCGGUUGCCAUCCGCGCUCUGGAGGUCGUCCAGGAAGAACAGAUGGUCGAGCGCGCUGAGAAGCUUGGUCACAUCUUCCGCGACGGCCUGCUGGCCAUCCAAAACCCUAUCAUCCAGACUGUACGGGGCAAGGGUCUGCUGAAUGCCAUCGUUAUUGACGAGUCGAGAACAAAUGGUCGCACCGCGUGGGAUCUCUGUAUGUUGAUGAAGUCCAAGGGUCUCCUGGCCAAACCCACCCACCAGAACAUCAUCCGUCUUGCGCCUCCCUUGGUCAUCACUGAAGAUGAGAUUCAAAAGGCCCUGGACAUCAUCAAGGAGUCAGUGGCAGAACUGCCUACUCUCACCGGCGAGGUCGAGGAUGAGAUUAUCCCCCCGCCUGAGAAGAAGGUCAAGGUGACCCUUGAGAACUAG
Molecule: messenger RNA, 1398 nt
Organism: Aspergillus aculeatinus CBS 121060
Lineage: Eukaryota; Fungi; Ascomycota; Eurotiomycetes; Eurotiales; Aspergillaceae
Gene: car2
Product: ornithine-oxo-acid transaminase
Exons: 3
Coding region: 1-1398 (465 amino acids)
Cellular component (GO): cytoplasm
Molecular function (GO): identical protein binding; L-ornithine transaminase activity; pyridoxal phosphate binding
Source: RefSeq, a predicted model, not a curated record